Molecule: messenger RNA, 921 nt
Organism: Gastrolobium bilobum
Lineage: Eukaryota; Viridiplantae; Streptophyta; Magnoliopsida; Fabales; Fabaceae
Product: F-box/LRR-repeat protein At3g48880-like
Exons: 2
Coding region: 1-921 (306 amino acids)
Molecular function (GO): protein binding
Source: RefSeq, a predicted model, not a curated record
AUGAAGGGAAGCAACUCUGCUAUAAGCAACGUGAAUGAUAUUCUUUGCUACGAGGUUCUGAUAAGAAUUUUUAUGACCCUCAGUAUUACGGACCUUGCAGUUGUCUCUCUGGUUUGCAAAUAUUGGAACCAAGCUUGUCGUGACCCUGUACUUUGGAAGAAGCUUGAUCUCACUCAACUAAGCUCUCACUCUUUCCGCGUACCCAAGUUACUAGAUGCUUGGUAUGACAGAAAUUCAAGCACAAAAAUGUCUCAAUUCUUGAAGUAUGUUCUAAAUCUGAGCGAUGGAAAUAUAAGCUGCUUAAUAUAUAACUACUAUGUUUACAUGAGGGAUGAGCACUUAAUCUCUGCGGCUGAAAGGACCCCAAAUCUUAAACGACUAGUUUUACCAAGAUCAGGCCAAUUAUCAAAAACUGGAAUCGAUAUUGCAAUGAAGUUUUGGGGAGGACUUGAAUCCUUGACUAUUACCUCUAUGGUCAAGCAUGCAGAUAUUUUUUCAGCAAUUGGCAAAUACUGCAAGAGAAUCACUGAAUUGAAAUUCACUUGCGCCUUUGAAGAUUUUCAUGCUAAUUACUUGAUUAAAUGCACCCCAAAUCUGAAGUUCUUGAGUAUUCGGUCCGUAAUGGUGAACAAGAAAGGUUUGUGCCGUGUACUCCAAAGUUUGGAACAUUUGGAAGUGGUGAAUAUAUGUCAUAGUCUCAUUGUGGAGAGACCAAAUCCUAGGUCAAGGGUUGUGGUGUACCGUAUUCAUGAUCUUCGAAAUCAUUUGGAUAUCACGUGUUUGAGAAAGCUUCUUUUUUGUAAAGGAAGAUGCCUUAGGUGCAAGUAUAUUGGGCGAGAGAAUAAUCCAACUAGGCUAUCACCCUAUGGAACAUUCGAGGGUAUUUGGCGUGACGAUGAGAUACCCUCUCUUGCUCAUUGA